This is a messenger RNA of Perognathus longimembris pacificus (Pacific pocket mouse), 1663 nucleotides long. It is a transcript of the gene Zpr1, whose product is annotated as ZPR1 zinc finger. The record is from RefSeq and is a predicted model, not a curated record. Gene Ontology annotation, biological process: axon development; positive regulation of gene expression; positive regulation of protein import into nucleus. Gene Ontology annotation, cellular component: cytoplasm; Cajal body; axon. Bases 30 to 1409 code for a protein of 459 amino acids. Lineage: Eukaryota; Metazoa; Chordata; Mammalia; Rodentia; Heteromyidae. Gene Ontology annotation, molecular function: zinc ion binding; translation initiation factor binding. The transcript is spliced from 14 exons.
AAGCGUCGGUCUGAGCGGCGCGUGGGGCCAUGGCGGCCGGCGGGGCGCUGGAGUCCGCACCCCCGGCGGCCGCGGCCGCCUCUGCUCCCGCGCCGGCGGGGCCGUCUACCGCCGGGCAGUUGUUCCGGCCCCUCGGCGCCGAGGAUGAGGAGCAGCAGCCCACCGAGAUCGAGUCGCUGUGCAUGAACUGUUACCACCAGGGCACGACGCGCCUCCUGCUCACCAAGAUCCCCUUCUUCAGAGAAAUCAUCGUGAGCUCCUUCUCGUGCGAGCACUGUGGCUGGAGCAACACGGAGAUCCAGUCGGCGGGCAGGAUCCAGGACCAGGGGGUGUGCUACACCUUGACCGUUAGGGGCCAGGAGGACAUGAACAGAGAGGUGGUGAAGACAGACUCUGCCACUGCUAGGAUCCCUGAGCUGGAUUUUGAAAUUCCCGCUUUCAGCCAGAAGGGAGCUCUGACCACUGUGGAGGGAUUGAUCAGCCGUGCAAUCUCUGGCCUGGAACAGGACCAGCCCACACGAAAAGCAAAUGAAGACGGCAUAGCUGAACGAAUAGAUGCGUUCAUAGUCAAAUUGAAGGAGCUAAAGCAAGUAGCCUCUCCUUUCACUCUGAUCAUUGAUGAUCCGUCGGGGAACAGCUUUGUGGAAAACCCCCAUGCUCCCAGGAAAGAUGACGCGUUGGUGGUCACACACUACAACCGGACUCUUCAACAGGCAGAGAUGCUGGGGCUCCAAGCAGAAGCACCAGAAGAGAAGCCAAAAGAGGAAGACCUCAGAAAUGAAGUGCUCCAGUUCAACACAAACUGCCCAGAAUGCAAUGCUCCAGCUCAGACCAACAUGAAGUUAGUGCAAAUCCCCCACUUUAAGGAAGUUAUCAUCAUGGCCACUAACUGCGAGAACUGUGGGCAUCGGACCAAUGAGGUAAAGUCUGGAGGGGCAGUGGAGCCCCUGGGCACCAAGAUCACUCUCCGUGUCACCGAUCCCUCCGACAUGACAAGAGACCUCCUUAAGUCUGAGACAUGUAGUGUGGAAAUCCCGGAGCUGGAAUUUGAACUAGGAAUGGCGGUCCUCGGGGGCAAGUUUACCACUUUGGAGGGGCUUCUGAAAGACAUCCAGGAACUGGUGACCAAGAACCCUUUCACCCUGGGUGACAGUUGCAAUCCUGGCCGGUCGGAUAAAAUACAGGAGUUUAGCGAGAAGCUGGACCAGAUCAUCCAGGGCAAGGUGAAGGCCCACUUUAUUAUGAACGAUCCCGCAGGAAACAGUUACUUGCAGAACCUGUACGCACCAGAAGAUGAUCCAGAGAUGAAGACGGAGCAGUACAAGCGCACCUUUGAGCAGAAUGAGGACCUAGGGCUCAACGACAUGAGGACGGAAGGCUAUGAGGCAGACCAGGCCCCGCAGCGGUAGCAGCCCCAGCACUGCUGACACUGACCUCAGGGCUGUUGAACUAGAGCUGGGUGUGCCCUCUCCCAGCUUCCCCCCCCCCCCCCAUGGGGAGGAAGUCAAGAUGCCUAGCAUUGCCACAGGGUGGGCACACUUCCUAACAGCUUGUGAUGCAACCUCAAGCCUGCUGUCACCGGUGACCUUAUUUUGGAAAUUCUGAACUGGCUGCGGAAGACACCCAGAAAUGAACCUUGGCCAUUGUCUCCCCCCCUCCCCCC